UCUGCAGCUCUUUAGUCCACAUAUAAACCCACUAAAGAAAGAAAGAAAGAGCUCGCGUGUGAUGUGUUUGUGUAUCAUCAGUGUUUUUCUCUCUUGAGUGUUUUAUUGAGUGUAAACAGAGUCUUGUCUCUGUGUAUUUUAGUGUUGAUGAUGGAUGUGAUGUGCUGUAAAUCAGUAGGAACUGAUCUGUCCAUGCUGGAUAUUGAUGAUUUCAUCACAGAAAUCUCUCAGCUGAAGAAAGAGGUGUCGUUACUGGAGACAAAGCUGAGGUUAAGAGGAGAUGAAGGACUGAAGAGAGAGGACUCCGAGCUCAGUCUGACUUUACUCUGUUAUACUGAGUCAAAGCACACAGACGCUCAGGACACUACAGUGUGUGACAGUAAUCAGGACUUACAGGAUGAUGAAUCUACUGAUCAAACCUCCACAGAGUCUCUGGAUUCUGUCUGUAACGCUGGAGAACAGCAGCAGAUCCUGCAGACCAAACUCAAGAUGUGUUCAGUCAAACUCAUAGACUGCAAGAAAGUCAUGAUGAAGAUCAAAACAAAACCUAAACCAAAUGAACAUGAAGGCGAUCAUCAUGGUCAUGAUUUUAUUUCAUCAGAUGUGAGGAGUGAAUUAUGUUUGGAUGGAGAAAUAACAUCUUCGACUCUUUCCUGCAUCACCGGUGAAGAGACAUUGAGCUCACGGAGACAUUUAGACAGACAUGAGAGAAAACGCACAAAACAGAAACGCUUCACCUGCACCAAAUGUAAGAUGAGCUUUACUACCUUACAAGAAAAGAGACGUCAUUAUUCAAAAGUGCACAAUGAGAAGAAGAAGCAAUUUCACUGUCAGCAGUGUGGGAAGGUUUUUGUCUUCUUAUCUCAGCUAAAACGUCACAUGAGGACCCACAAUGGUGAAAAGCCUUUCCACUGCACUGAAUGUGGCAAUUACUUCACCACCAAACGAGGUCUUGAUGGUCAUCAGAGAAUUCACACAGGAGAAAAACCAUACGAGUGUCCUCACUGUGAGAUGAGAUUCUCACAAAAUGCCUGUUUGAAGAAACAUGUGUUUAUACACACAAAUGAGAGACCAUAUCAGUGCAGUCAAUGUGACAAAGCCUUUAGGGAUUCAGGUUGUCUAAAGUCACACCAAAAAACACACUCUGAAGAGAAACGCUUUCGCUGUUCACACUGUGAUAAACGUUUCAGUCUAAAAUGUAAUCUGAGAGUCCAUGAAAGAAUUCACACCGGAGAGAAACCUUACUUCUGCUCGAUCUGUGACAAGAGCUUCACUACUCUAAGUGCUAUUAUUGUUCAUCAGAGAAUUCACACUGGAGAGAAACCUCAUCACUGUAAUCUUUGUGGGAAGACUUUCACUCGACAUGACAAUUUUGUGAAACACACGAGAAUUCAUACAGGAGAAAACCCUUACAAAUGUUCUCAGUGUGAGAUGACGUUUACUGAGUUAGGUCACUUAAUAACCCAUGAGAGACAUCACACUGGAGAAAAACCUUACUAUUGCUCAAUCUGUAGAAAGAGCUUCCCUGAUCCAUCUCAUGUGAAAGUUCAUCAGAAAGUUCCUACUGGAGAAAAACCUCAUCACUGUAGUGUUUGUGGAAAGAGUUUCAGUCGACAUGACAGUUUAGUGAAUCACCAGAGAACUCAUACAGGUGAAAAACCUUACAAAUGCUCUCAUUGUGAGAAGACGUUUGCUCUUUUAAAGUCCUUAAAAGUUCAUGAGAGAAUUCACACCGGAGAGAAACCUUACGUCUGCUCGAUCUGUGGAAAGAGCUUCUCAAGUCCAUCUAAUUUCAGACUUCAUAAGAGAGUUCACACUGGAGAGAAACCUCAUCAGUGUAGUGUUUGUGGGAAAAGUUUUAGUCAACCUCAAAGUUUAGCGUCACACCAGAGAAUUCAUACAGGUGAAAAACCUUACAAAUGCUCUCAGUGUAAUAAGACAUUUGCUUAUUCAUCAUCCUUAAAAUCCCAUGAAAUACUCCACACAGGAGAGAAACCUCAUCAGUGUAGUGUUUGUAGGAAGAGUUUUAGUCAACCUCAAAGUUUAGCGUCACACCAGAGAAUUCAUACAGGUGAAAAACCUUACAAAUGCUCUCAGUGUGAGAAGAGGUUUGCGCGAUCAAAUGAUCUGAGAAUCCAUCUAAGAGUUCACACAGGAGAGAAACCUUACCAGUGCUCAAUCUGUGGACAGAAAUUCACUUAUUCUGGAAGUUUUCGUGCCCAUCAGAAGAAACAUACCGAAGAACAAACUACACUGAAAACAUAGUGAAUCUAUACACGCCAGUCAAACCUACAGUGCUUUAGAGAAGUGGUUCUCAAACUGGGGCUGUGAGAUUGUGCCAAGGGGGCUCGAGUUUUAUGAAAUUUUAAAAAUACAUGUAUCAUAAAUUCUGUGUAAAUAAAAAUCAGAAAAGUAA
Messenger RNA from Misgurnus anguillicaudatus (oriental weatherfish), 2416 nucleotides. Lineage: Eukaryota; Metazoa; Chordata; Actinopteri; Cypriniformes; Cobitidae. The record is from RefSeq and is a predicted model, not a curated record.